CCGCAAAUACCAAUGCACCAAUUGCGGUACAAUAAAGUUGUAAUUCACUAGUUAUUCCCGAAGCUCUCCAAAUCUGUUUUCGAAGAUGAACUUGAGAAUAUGCAUCAAGCUUACAAGAGACAUGGAGAUUUCAAGUUGGUGAUUCUUCAGAUAUAGAGGUUCCAUACGUCUUAUCAACAUUGGCCGCACAACAUUGCACUCUUAUCUAAUCUCCAUUGUUUCCAUCGUGAAAACGCAUAUUUAAAUUAGACGUGUUCCGCCUGCUCUUAGUCUUAGAACUGGUUUCUUGUUCUAGUAUUAGUUGUAAUUGUCCAGGAAAAAUAAUUACGUCGUCGUCGCCACCCAACAGGUUGUCUACCUAGAUUAGGACAAGAUUGCAUCAUUUGUACAUACAUUAAGGGAGUGAAUGCCUAAUUACACUACCAAAACACAUUGAAUAAUCACAAGUUGUGGGAGAAGGUUGGACUUAGUGCCUAAUUUUAUGGUAAACGGUAAUGGGAGUUGGUUGAAGACAAUGGCCAAAAAAUGGAGUAGGUUGGUUGGAAGAAGCCAUAGAGACACUUGCGAAUUGCGAUUGGUGUACAAACGAAACAAGGCUGCGUUUGGCUGGUUCUGAGUAAGGAACGCAUGUCAUCAAAUUUAGCGACCACUGCCGGCUUCGGUCGCUAAUGCAAACAAAAACCCUUUCCCAUGAGGAAAUAAGAAAUAAUUUUGGUUACUAAUGGUUGUCUUUUUUCUCCUUGAUCCUUGGGAUCGUGUCCCUUGUUUGGUUAUAUGUUAAAUCUAUUUUCUGUUUUCUCCAGCACGUACGUUGACCCAAUUCUCGCCCUCAUUUGGCUCUGUUUUGUAUCUAAUCUAAGGCUGCAGAAUUAUUGGGAACCAUAGAAGGAAUCCACCUCAGGAUUAGGACGGCAAAUUAAGUCGAGCGGUUUGGUGUUCGAUUCGAGAAAAGCUCGUUCGAAACUCGGUUUGUUAAUAAAUGAGCCGGAACAUGAGAUAAGCUUUGUUCAGCUCGUGAAACUCGCGACGACUCGGUGGCUUGUUGAGCUAAACUCGUGAGCUGGCUCGUUUAUAGCUCAUAAUAUAAUAUGUCUCAACAUGUGGCUAGAGAGCCAACUCAACUACCGACUUAUGGACGAAUCAAUCUAUAUCUUAUGAUUUUAAUUCAUAUGGUUGUUAAAUUAUAUAUCUAGCCAUAUAUAAAGUUGAACACGUUGAGUAUGUGAGCAAAUAUAUCUUAUUUUCUAUUUAUUAACUAAAUUAUAUAUGAUACCAACAAAGUAUAAUAUGAAAUUAGCUAACAAAAUAAAUCAUAUGUAUCAUGAUAUACAAAAUAAAGUGCCAAAUAAAAUUCAAGAUUUUAGUAAACAAGCUAGCUCGACUCGACUCAUUUAUUAACGAGCCGUGCUCACACUGGGAUAAAACUCGAUUUGACUCAUUUGUAGCCCUACUCAGCAUCUUAAACUAAUCUUCUUCCCGAUGAUGCCUGCUGCUUUUUCUCUCCUCUUUUUUUUGGUUGCCAAUUAUGGGGAUUGCCAAACAGCUAGCUAAGCUGUUGAGAGUAUGGGGACUGGGAAGCAAAGGACCACUUGUGCUUUAUCAGAAAGGAGAUCAUGAAAGUGUGUGUAUAUGUGGGUUGGGAAUGAAGCAAUGUGGCUGGUUUGGGAUUUUGGGGACACACAUUCUCUCAAUUGGAGGACCCUUUUUAGAGUAUUGAGUGGAGAAAAAACUAACUCUGAUAAGGUUUUUUUUUUUUAAUAUGGAUGUGUUGGGAUCGGGGAAAACGACUUUCAGUGAGGUCGACUGGAUGUUGAGUGCGAACGCGCGUUGGCAGGUUUUAGUGGAUUGAAUCGGUUUGGCUAGUGAACGCUCAAAGUUAUUUUAAGUGUUUGACUCGAGUCGUUUCAUGUUAAGAACCAUGUUAGGAGAGACGUAUUAAAUUACGCUUUUGUGAAUCUCGUAGGUGUCGUAGAGUAUAUAAGGAGGGUUUAUGGAGGUUAUUAGAGACAUGUGUUUAAGAAGUGCUUGAACAGAUGACCACAUGUUUAAGCAAAACAAGAGCUAUCAUAGGAUUAGAUUAGCUUAGCUAAUUAGCUGCAAAAAUGGGGAAACAAAUGAAUUGAUCGAAGACCAGUCCUCUUUCUCCCCAUCAAAACAUGUGGUAUUUGUUAAUGUAUGCUUCUGUCAGUAUUUUCAAUCAUUUAGUGCUUCCUUACUGUCAUGAUCUCUCAGAUGAACUGCAUUAACUCAGUCUACGUGCUGCAUGCUUAAUGGCUAACUACUUCCAACAAUAAGUGUGGCUGGCACAAUUCAUUAUUAAGCACUAAUUAUUAUUAUUAUUAUCUUCUUGUGAUUUUUUAUAUAUUAUAUGAAUGAUACUAUGUUGUACAAAAUAUCAUGACAGUACUGUACCAGGAAAAAAAAUUAAUAAUUGUAAGAUUAUCUUAUCUGUUGCCAACAGAGUUCAUUUCCUGGCUGGACACUUAUCAGAUUGAAGUGGUAUGAUUAAUGGUUAAUUAAUUAAGCUUUAAAUUGGAUCGUGCAAUAGAUCCAUACAGAUUUGAUUUACACGGUAUAGUUAGCUAAUACAACCAACUGAUAUGGUAUGAUAUCACAAACACUUCGUUUUGAAUACCGACUCUCUACCCCGCGCGCCACUCUAAGGUUCUGCUUAAGUUAUACAUCCAUUUGCAUUGCAUACAAACUCUCUCUAUGUUGUUACUUAUAAUGAGAUCGAUAUAUGUUGCUACGAAGGUCAGCUUUUUUAGCUCGAACUAACUAUGAGUUUGUGAGUCCUUAUAUGAUUCAAAUUAGGUUAUUCCGCUUGCUGUUAUUCAAUUUCCAAUUGAAAGUAAGGGAAGAUAGAACAACUUUCGUGCGUGUUGGUGGAGGUGCUAUUUAAGGGAUUCAAACAUGUAACUUCUCGGUUCAAAACUAGUGAUAUUUUUAUUAAGGGUGUUGUUCGCAACGAGGCGUGGAUACAAAUUCUCCCCCCUUCCACGAUCAAAUCAUUAAGAUUUAAGAGGGAGAAAUAGAAUGAACCAACUAGUAGUCCCUUAAUUAGGUGGGUAUAUGAAUGAUUAAGGAAAUUAUAUGAAUAAUCAUUUUGUAGAUUUUACCUUUGACUUAGACUUGGGCUUGAAUCCUGGAUCCCCAUAUUAACCUUGGGCCUUCCAAAACCCAAUACAACGGGCUUGAGCCCUGAAACUAUGCGUACUUGGGCUAUUUGCAGACCUGGCCUCCACAAAAACUUGAGCUUGUAAUAUGGAGUGAUAACUGACCUCUGUACUCCGUAGUUUAGUUGGAUAACGUACAGAAACAGAGCACAAAUGCCACAGGAUUUAGCAACCAAAAGAUAAGAGUUGCUCAUGGCGCAAAUGCCAGCUAAAAAAAUCAACUCUAGGUUGCGUAACCCUCUGAAAAAGGACGAGACUUUCAGGAUAGAGAAUUUAAAAAGCUACAACCUUUGAGCUCCCUCCAUCUUUUCAUGGCGGCCACAAUCAAACCAGUACUUCCUCCCCAACAACAAUUCAUCCCAACGAAACAAACCCUUCACCCCACUUCUCCUCCAUGGACUUCCUGCAAACCCACUUUCCAUGGCGGCCAUUCAUCACUUGCAAUUACUUCCCAUCACAGCAGGCCGCCGCUCUCAACCUCCGUUUCAUUCGACCCGUCGAGAAACUUCGACCUUUCUUUAUUCGACGACGAUCAAGAUGCGUCGAAUGUCGCUCCGCAGCCGAUGCCGCCGAGCGAAGGAAGGUACGAAGUUGUCAUCAACAGUGGCAUCAUUAGCGCACUCGAUUUGUCCCCGUUUCGCGAUGUUAUGCCUAUGGGGAUUUUUACUUCUUCUAGCUCCCCUGCCUCAGUGGAUGAAGUAAAGCAGUUGUUGGAACGAAGCGUGGGGUUUACGAUAAACUAUACGAGGGAGGAUCCUCGGGAUCCUCGAGAGCUGUCGGAACUCCCUGAUGUGAGGCUCUGGUUCGUGAGGCUCGAUGCAGCUUACCCAUGGCUGCCGGUGGUGCUUGACUGGAGAGCAGGGGAACUCGCCCGUUAUGCCGCCAUGAUGGUCCCUCAUCAGAUGAACAUGAAGAUGGGGGUUGUGUUCAAUCCAGAGGCGUUGGAGUUGUUUGUGAUGAAGAAAGUGUUUGUGGUGUAUUCUUGGUUGAAGGAGCAGAAUGUUAGCAAGGCUAGAUUGAAGACAAGUGAUAUGGCUAGAAUGCUAGGGUUUGGGAUUGGAGAUGAACUUUUUGACUUGAUUGAUAAAAAUUCUUUCCCUUUAUAACUCUCCAUACGAGUGUAAAGGUUUAGUUUAUCAUUGUUAACUUCAAAUUUGUGACGCUGCAUGUGUAUUUAAUAAUCGCAAAUCCACUUAUUUCUCGAUUCUUGAUGAUUUAUGACAAUUUAACAGAGGCUGGUGAGGGAAACAUCUCAAUCUCCAACCGAAAUUCUUUCAUGAUGGACUCAUACUUUCUCCCUCGUCCAUGUAGCUUACAAGUUUCUUUACUUUAUUAUCUUGGAUUCAUGUCAUGCUUUUAAAGUUAAUACGAUUUUCUAUACUUUCAAUGAUUUUUAUUUUUACAAUACUUGUCUCCUUGUAAUGCUAGACUCAAAUUAAAAGAGAAAAGAAAAAGAACAUAGUCAAUACAAACGUCCAAAUCCGUUCCAUCGGAAUAUAAACUUUAUUUCUAGACCACUUCUAAAAAAUUAAUAACUUUUGAAAUUAGUUUGAUGGAAGCAUUUAUAUCUUUUAUAUACUUUGUUCUGUCAUCAAAACACGACAAACUUUAUUCAAAACGGAAACAGAAGAAUGCGAAGUAACUCAACAGCUGUAUUCUCAUUUGCGGAAGUUAAUCCCAAGUGCUUUUUCUAUGGAUCAUGAUCUACUUAAUGAAUGUCUGAUGAAGAAGUUCGGUCAGCAUCUCAUACGUCAAAAGGACUAAGAUGAGUAAAAGUACUUUUAGGUGCGGAUUACGCACCUCGCAUACAGGAUAUUGCACGAUAUUUUCACCAAGAAAAACAUAUCAGACAGUGAUGUACAAUCCUUUGUAUCUACAUGGGGUUUUGAAAAGACUUUUCAGUUUUUCGACCGCUAUGCCCAGAUGAACAAAGAGUCUUCAGCAGUAGUUUUGUGUAUGAUGAAGUUUCGCUAAUGAUACCUCAUGUGCUAGACUAUGAUUACAUGUAAGAUCAAAGAACGAGGGGCGUAUAUAUUCUAAUGUGUUUGAGGAUAACAUUGAAAAAAAAUUGGAUGUGAAGAAGAUUACUAAAUUUAAUUGAUGGAGCUAACAUGUUAAAAAUUUAAAAUUGAUUACCCAAAAUAAUCUAUCCUACUGCUCAUAGUGGCAAUACCUUAGGAUGGAGGGAUGAAUGGGAAACACAAAGAGAUAUGCAACUCCUUUUUGUUAUUGAUAUUGCUUUUUUUAUUAUUCUUAAACAAAAUAUUUUGCUUCAUUGAGGGUAGUAAGAAGAAAUUUAGUUUUCACCAAUAUCUCAUAAAACCAUAUUAGAAGAUAAAAAAUAAGCAAUGCAUUGUACAUUACUGGGAUUGGAAAGUACAAUUUCUUUCUCAAUAAAUUACUACUUAUAUGUGAAGAAAUCAUGUAUUUUAUGUGAUAGGUUGAAUCUCAAGACUAAGUUAAAUUUCACAACUUGUAUAUGUGUUUGGUAUUAUAAUAGCUUUAGAGUUGACAUGGUUAUUGUUGAAGAUCAUACAAAACGACCAACUUAUACAUGGUUGUUGGUUCAUGCCAUAUAACACAGUUUUUUGGUGUUACUUUUAAACGAAUCGAGCUUCAUCAGAGCUUGACAGUGAAGUGCUAACCCGAGUAUAAGUGGUUAAUAGAUUAUAAUCUAUAUUUGAAUGUAUAAAUUGUGAAAUUAUUG
This is a messenger RNA of Linum trigynum, 5883 nucleotides long. NCBI's taxonomy places the organism in Eukaryota, Viridiplantae, Streptophyta, Magnoliopsida, Malpighiales, Linaceae. The record is from the annotation of a GenBank genome assembly.